AUGGUUCCGGCACUGCUCACCCGGAACGACCUCGAAGAAGUCCGGAGCUUCGAAAGUAAAAAUGAAACCCCCCACAAGACAUUGAGGGACCUGGAUACAGCUCUUCAGGAAGAAGUUCGCCAACGGCAUAUGAUGGAACGACUCCGGGAUGACGAACACCAACUACUCCGGAACAGCAAAGGGACUAUCCGGGAGCUCCGGGAGAUAUUGUCAAACGAGCAGUCACGAUAUGAGCAAGCCCUGUUCAACGAAAAACGUCGCCGGGAAGACCUGGAACAGUCGAUGCAAGGGUCAUUCAGGAAGGAGUGCGAACGAACGCCUACGGCAACCGACGAGAAGAAGCGCGAGCUCUUGUGGACGCUAACAGUGCUCUGCUCCGGGACGAGGAAGUUCGUCUACGACAAGAGAAGGCGGCUCAUGAAUCAAACAUUCAUCGGGCUUACGAGGAAUUGGAACGUCAAUGGACCCAAAUACAAGUGGAACGGAGUGUAUUGGACCUACAACAACAAGCCCAUCGAUUUAGAAACUUUUUCCCUGAAGCUCCCAGUGUGA
This is a messenger RNA of Aphanomyces astaci, 552 nucleotides long. RefSeq lists its product as hypothetical. The transcript is spliced from 2 exons. Lineage: Eukaryota; Oomycota; Saprolegniomycetes; Saprolegniales; Verrucalvaceae. The record is from RefSeq and is a predicted model, not a curated record. The coding region runs from base 1 to 552 and encodes 183 amino acids.